CUCAUCGUCAUGAUGACUAUCCACCCUUCCCCUCUCAAGCAGAUAUGUUUAUGAAGAUAGUCAAUAGUCGACCAGUCUUUGGGACGUCAAAUCUCACGCAUUGAACCACGGCCGACAGUUCAACAUGGGCAUUCCAUAUUCCAAAGAGAUCAACGCAGCCUUUGAACAAGUGACUCCACUUGUAGGUGCUGGCUAUGAAGUCCUUCAGACCUUGAAGAACAUCGCCAUACUCCUAGCUUGCAUCCAAAUAUUGACUGUCAUCCUGUUGACAUUCAUCUUCAUGGCCAUGAUGGGCUUAUUGAUCACCCUGGUCCCCGACAUGGAAAAGGAGCGGCAGCAGCUGGUGACGCCGGUCGUGUCUGAGAUUACUGGUUGGCUGUACGCAUAUGGCACGCUUGCGAAGUGGUUGCUCAGGAUCUUUCUUGUGGUUAGUGCUGUCGGGUUUGGCAUGUUCCUUUGGCAAGGAUCUUUGGCUGGCGUCAAAACUCCUCAGAUUGACGACUGUGAUUCUGGUGAUACUUCAGGGGGAGGAGAUGAGGCCGCGCAAGCAGCAAAGGACGAGGCCAAAGGAAAGGGUAAGGCAAAAGCGAAGUAGUAGUGGUCAAGCAACACGUUGGAAAGGAUUAACUCGUCUUACCUGCUGAACCCAUCAGAUCUAUAGCUUAGCUUUAGCAGUCCCUUCUUUCUUCACCUCUUCCCUUAGCACCCGCUUCAAAAUCUUCCCUGAGGCAUUCUUGGGUAUUCCAUCGACAAACCUCACCCCACCUUCUAAACGUUUGAACUUCGACAACGGUUUGGCGGCAAACUCGAUGACAUCCGCUUCCGUG
This is a messenger RNA of Exophiala viscosa, 827 nucleotides long. RefSeq lists its product as uncharacterized. The record is from RefSeq and is a predicted model, not a curated record. The coding region runs from base 125 to 595 and encodes 156 amino acids. Lineage: Eukaryota; Fungi; Ascomycota; Eurotiomycetes; Chaetothyriales; Herpotrichiellaceae. The transcript has 2 exons.